This is a messenger RNA of Galleria mellonella (greater wax moth), 1255 nucleotides long. Its product is annotated as ice-structuring glycoprotein-like. The coding region runs from base 65 to 1165 and encodes 366 amino acids. The record is from RefSeq and is a predicted model, not a curated record. Lineage: Eukaryota; Metazoa; Arthropoda; Insecta; Lepidoptera; Pyralidae. The transcript is spliced from 4 exons.
AUAAAAUAGGUAGUUCAGACGAACCCAUCAGCAUUUAGCUGCGAUAGCCCGCAAACUAAGCAUCAUGUUCAAAUUGUUCUUCUUUGCUGCCGUCUUGGGCAUUUCCGCCGCUAGCCCCAGCGGUGUAUUAAGCUAUGGUGGAUCCUAUGGCUACGCUGCCCCAGCAGUGGGUUACGCGGCACCGGCUUUGAGCUAUGCCGCCCCAGCUGUCACAGCUGUAGCCACCCAAGCUGUUGCCGCUCCAGCUGUCGCAGCUGUUGCCACUCCCGCCGUCGCAGCUGUUGCCACCCCAGCCGUCCGUGUUGCCACUCCAGCCGUCGCAGCUGUUGCCACCCCAGCCGUCCGUGUUGCCACUCCAGCCAUCGCAGCUGUUGCCACCCCAGCCGUCCGUGUCGCCACCCCUGUCGCCACCCCUGUUGCCUACACCGCACCCGCUGUAUCGUACACUGCUCCCGCGGUCUCUUACACCGCUCCUGCAUACUCUUACUCCGCUCCCGCGGUCUCUUACACUGCCCCCGCUCUUUCCUACACUAGAUCCGUAGUUGCAUCUCCUGCAGUUGCAUACAGCGGAUAUGCUGCUCCCAUCGCUUACUCUGGAUACAGCUACGGUGCCGCUUUCCCCUACGGCUACUGGAAGAAACUAUCAAUUAACAUAGUUCCCACUCCAGAAUUAUCUAGUGCGAACAAGUUUAUCUUCGCCGCCGUGCUCGGGCUUUCCGCCGCUAAGCCUGGUAUCUUUGCACCUGUGGCUUACUCAUCUCCCGCCGUGGCAUACCCAGCAGCCGCUGUUGCCGCACCCGCGGUAGCCGCUCCAGCUUUCGCUACAUCUGCCUUCGCCACACACGCUGUUGCCGCUCCAGCUAUCGCCGCCCCAGCUGUCCGUGUCGCCGCACCCGCCAUUGCUGCUCCCGCAUACGCCGCCCCCGCAUACGCCGCCCCCGCAUACGCUGCUACCGCGUACGCUGCGCCAGCUGUUGCCACUACCGCAUUCGCCACCCACGCAGUCCACGCGCCAGCAGUGCGCGUUGCCGCCCCAGCCGUCGCUUACUCCGCACCAGCCGUCGCUGCCGCUCCCGUCCAUUACUCUGGAAUAGCCGCCGCUGCUCCAGUCGCUUACACUGGUUACGGUUACGGCUACCCCUCAUACUACGUCAAGAAACGUUAAGAACUAAAUUCUUAUGAAUGAUCGCCAAUAAAUAGUAUUCUAUACUGAACUAACGUGUAAAGAAAAAUAAAUGUGUUCUUAGAUAAGUUA